AUGAGCACCGGCGAGCUAGGAGCGCGGCGGCUUGUUGCCUUGGCGACCGGCGCGCGGCCCCGCCCCCGCCGAGUCUGGUUCGGACUCCAGUGCCAGUGGGUCCGGUGCAGUGGACGCACGAUGCCCAAGUGGGGCGCGCGGCGGAGGCCGGGCCUCCUGCUCGGCGCGCUUCUGCUGAUCGUGUGCCUCCCGGUGCUCCGCAGCCGGCCCGGAGCCCCCGAGGGCAGUCCCCACGGGGUGAACCCCCCGGCCCCGUCCGACCGGAGCGCCGGCGCCCGGUCGCUCUGCGCCCCCGGCGCCCAGGCACUGCACGCCCGGCCCCGACGUCUGCGCCCAGCCGGGGCUCCCCACCCUACUGCGCAGGGGGUCCGCAUAGAACUGGCCAUCAGACAGGGGCCCAGCGUCCCUCUGCCCCACUUGGGCUGGACACCGAGACCUGAGUCUGGAGGCCAGAGCCAGCUCCCUCCCCUGCCUGACCCCUCUGGCCAGGUCAUCCACCGACUGGGGCCUCUCCCAGCUGUUGGGAACGUGGACGCGGUCCCCAAACUGAACGCUGGUGAGACCCCAAGCCCCCAGGUGGGCAGUUCCGGAGACGGGGUGGCUGAUGAAGCUGGGCCUCAGGAGCGUGUGGCCACGUCCGUCUUCAGAGUGAUGAGGAGAAGCGUGUAUUUCAGUCCCAAGUGUGAGGGUGUCUUCAUCGUGUCCUCCUGGCUCUCCUCAGCGUCCAGCUUGUCUCACUGCUUCCUCCGGGAGAUGGGCUGGCAGGGUGAUGGGGUGGGGGUUGUGUGUCGCGUGAGGGCUCCCUCCCCGCCCAGCCAGUCCUCCGACUCCAGGGCGCACAUUCUGUGGACUCACCUUGCUGGCAGCCCCCUGGUGGGCGCUCCCCGCCCAGACGCCCCUCGGCCACACCCCGUCCUCAGGAACGUGAACCUUGGACGCAGGGGCCCUGAGCGGACGCUGCUCCUAACUGGUCCCUCUCUCCAGGCCUCUGCCCGCGUGCACCCCGACCUCCCUUCUGAACGUAGCCCCGUGUUGAAAGCGUCUGUUCCUCGCUGGCUGGGUGUGAGCGCCGCUGACGCGCGUGUGCUGCGUGGCGGCCUCGAGCUGAACUGGAGCGGCCUCGGCGCCUCGUUGUUGUGGCGCCGGCACCUAGGGCUGCGGGCCGAUGGCCAGAACUUCAAGCUGGAGAACUCGGCCUUCUGGAUCUUCGGGGGCUCCAUCCACUACUUCCGGGUGCCCCGGGCCUACUGGAGGGACCGGCUCCUGAAGCUGCGGGCCUGCGGCCUCAACACGCUGACCACCUACGUUCCGUGGAACCUCCACGAGCCGCAGAGAGGCACAUUCGACUUCUCCGGGAACCUGGACCUGGAGGCCUUCAUCCUGCUGGCGGCGGAGGUGGGGCUGUGGGUGAUCCUGCGUCCAGGCCCCUACAUCUGCAGUGAGAUGGACCUCGGGGGCCUGCCCAGCUGGUUACUCCGAGACCCUGACAUGAGGCUGAGAACAACUUACAAGGGCUUCACGGAAGCAGUGGACCUUUAUUUUGACCACCUGAUGCUCAGGGUGGUGCCGCUCCAGUACAAGCAUGGAGGACCCAUCAUCGCUGUGCAGGUGGAGAAUGAGUAUGGGUCCUACAACAAAGACCCCGCCUACAUGCCUUACAUCAAGAAGGCCCUGCAGGACCGGGGGAUCGUGGAGCUGCUCCUGACCUCAGACAACCAGGACGGCCUGAAGAAUGGCAUUGUGGACGGAGUGCUGGCCACCAUCAACCUCCAGUCACAGUCGGAGCUGCGGCAGCUCACCGCCAUUCUGCUGGGCGCACAGGGCAUUCGGCCCAAGAUGGUGAUGGAGUACUGGACUGGCUGGUUUGACUCGUGGGGCGGCCCCCACUACAUUCUGGACUCCUCAGAGGUCUUGAACACAGUGUCAGCCAUCGUCGAAGCCGGCUCUUCCAUCAACCUGUACAUGUUCCACGGGGGCACCAACUUCGGCUUCAUCGGAGGAGCCAUGCACUUCCAGGACUACAAGCCCGACGUCACCAGCUACGACUACGACGCGGUACUGACAGAGGCUGGGGACUACACGGCCAAGUACACAAGGCUCCGGGAAUUCUUUGGCUCCAUGUCAGGGGUCGCCCGAGGCGAGGUGGCCUUUGUCAGUCGGCCUCGCCCCCGUUUCCUAUCCAUGCAGCCAGUCACCUCGGAGCACCCAGUCAACAUGGAGAACCUCCCGAUCAACGGGGGCAACGGGCAGUCCUUCGGGUACACGCUCUAUGAGACCACCAUCACCUCAUCCGGCGUCCUCAGCGCCGUUGUGCGUGACCGCGGACAGGUGUUCCUGAACACGUUCUUCCUGGGGAUCCUCGACUACAAGACGUCGACGAUUAUCAUCCCCAUGGUCCAGGGUGCCCCGUGCUGCCCACAGGGGUUCACGACGCUGAGGAUCCUGGUGGAGAACUGCGGGAGGGUCAACUACGGGGACAGCAUCGACCAGCAACGCAAAGGUAUCAUUGGAAAUGUCUAUCUGAACGAUUCUCCCUUGAAAAAAUUCAAAAUCUACAACCUGGAGAUGGACAGGAGCUUCCUGCGGAGGUUCACUGGAGACAUGUGGAAGCCUGUCACGGAACAGCCCCUGUUCCCUGCCUUCUUCCUGGGGGCACUGUAUGUCUCGGACCCCCCGUACGACACCUUCAUGAAGCUGGAGGGCUGGGAGAAGGGGGUCGUGUUCAUCAAUGGCCAGAACCUCGGCCGCUACUGGAACAUCGGGCCCCAGGAGACCCUCUACCUCCCCGGUGCCUGGCUGGACACAGGCUUAAAUAAGAUCAUGGUCUUUGAGGAGAAGAGGGCGCAACAGAUAAUCCAUUUCGUGGACAUGCCCAGCCUGGGCCAGCACGAGUACCUGCACUGAGCCGCCCAGGCCUGCGACCCCGCUGACCGGCCUGUGCCCGCUCUGUCCA
This is a messenger RNA of Odocoileus virginianus texanus, 2953 nucleotides long. The record is from RefSeq and is a predicted model, not a curated record. Lineage: Eukaryota; Metazoa; Chordata; Mammalia; Artiodactyla; Cervidae.